AUGGGCGAGCUCGAACCCCACGGCGGGGGCGGCACGACGAACCCCACUGCCGGGCGUGGCCAGGCGCGGCGAGGUCGGGCGCGUGACCAGGAGGGGCGGGGCGGCCCGGGAACGGUGGGGGGGCGACCAGCAGCGGUGCAGGGGACGAGGUCGGGCCGGGCACGCGAGCUGCGGCGCGUGGGAGGCAAGGCCGGUGUCCAUUCUGUGCAGUCGCGAAGCCGCCUCGCUCGCUUCCACCGGUCCAUGCGCAAGAUGGUCACGCCGGCGUCCUCGGCGCCGGACCCUCGCGCCAAAUCGGGGAGCGGCGAGCAGUGGAGGAGGAGGGGCAUGAGGCGCAGGAGGAGGGGCGCGACGCUCACCUCCGCCCGGAUCCAGCCCGCGGCCGGGCGCGCGACCAGGGGCGGCGGCGGCGGUGGCCGGGCGCCCGACCAGUGGCGAGCGCCGGGCGAGCGGCACGACGCGGCGCGGCGCGGCGAGGGGCGCGAGCGACGAGGGCGAGCGGCGCGGCGCGGCAAGGGCGAGCGACGCGGUGUGGGCGGCGAGCGAGGUGGAGCAGGGGCGCGUCGAGCGGUGGGGUGGGCCAGCUAA
This is a messenger RNA of Aegilops tauschii subsp. strangulata, 588 nucleotides long. The record is from RefSeq and is a predicted model, not a curated record. NCBI's taxonomy places the organism in Eukaryota, Viridiplantae, Streptophyta, Magnoliopsida, Poales, Poaceae.